Tachysurus vachellii is the source of this 1650-nucleotide messenger RNA. Its product is annotated as zinc finger protein 782. The record is from RefSeq and is a predicted model, not a curated record. Gene Ontology annotation, molecular function: DNA-binding transcription factor activity, RNA polymerase II-specific; RNA polymerase II cis-regulatory region sequence-specific DNA binding. Gene Ontology annotation, cellular component: nucleus. The transcript is spliced from 2 exons. NCBI's taxonomy places the organism in Eukaryota, Metazoa, Chordata, Actinopteri, Siluriformes, Bagridae. Bases 248 to 1234 code for a protein of 328 amino acids. Gene Ontology annotation, biological process: regulation of transcription by RNA polymerase II.
GGUGAUUUGCCAGGAUGUGGAAAGUGUACUCAGGAUCGACAGAGGGUUAAGCGCUCCUUUUAAUGUAAUUCAGGGAAUCAGACAAGGCUGUUCUUUAUCAGGUUAAAAAUAGAUCAGGAUGGUUUGCUUCUGCAUUUGGGAUUAGAAUAAAAGUGUAUUUUUUCUCUUGGAUGACUGAAGAAGUGAGAGAUGAGGUUCUAACAUCUGUAAUAUAUACUGCACGACAUGCCAAAUCAUCUUAGGAGUCAUGGAGACAGGUUUGUCAUCUGCUCCAAGCCUACACUGGAUAAAAAUAGAACAAAACACACGACAUGUAAAACCUAAAAAUGGCUGCAUCUUAUCACUGCAAAAUAUUGAUCUACUCUCUGACUUGAGCUGCCCUGUACAAGUUAAACAGGAAUCGGAUCUAUCUCAAUCAGAAUAUUUACCUUGUCCUAAGUUUGAGGAGUUAAAGAAAGAGUCUACUGUGAUGAAUGAAUUAAUUAAAAUGGAACCGCAUGAUGACUCUAACUCUAGUCUGACCAUAACCACUGAAGCGUCACACUGGAGUGAUGAUAAUUUACCACACGGACUGAUUCCUCCUGUUGAAAUGGAAGAUGAUGAGUACCAUGUAAAAUGUCCCAAAAACAUCAGUGCAUGUCAAAAAAGUUUAAAUAAAAAAAGAAGUGCUGUCAAAGUAAAGCUUCAUGAUUCAAAUACAGACAAGAAAUAUACAAGCAAACAGAGAAAGGCACAGAAACAAACCAAAUAUCACUGUGUCAAGGGCCAUGAUGGCAGGACGUUGUUAAAAACGCACACACACACUGGUAGUGAAGAAGCAUUCUGGUGUGAAACUUGUGGAAAACAGUUCAGAAGGUAUGACCUCCUCAGCGACCACAGGAGAGGGCACAGCAGAAAAAGACCAUAUGCCUGCGAUCAGUGCGGCAUGAGGUUUUCCAAACCUGCUUAUCUGAAAAUCCAUCUGCGCAGACAUGCUGGCGAAAGGGCAUUUCCUUGUGACAAGUGUGACAAAAGGUUUUUUGACAAGUACGACUUAGCAGUGCAUCAGCGAGAUCACACAGGUGAGAGACCAUACGAGUGCCGAGAGUGUGGAAAGAGCUUCAAGCGGAUUUAUAUACUGAACAAGCACAAGAAAACGCAUUCUAAUGAAAAACCGUUUGAGUGUAACGUCUGUGGAAAAGCCUAUAAAUAUGGUUACAGUUAUAGGUUACACAGGAAAACUCAUUCGGCAUAGAUUUUAUCAUAGUCACACAGCAAAAUUAAAAUCUGAAUUUUCUUUUUUUUUACUGAUGCAUUUUGUUGACAUUUUUUUUCCUUAGCCUGGCUAGACAGUUAUAAAAGGUUUUAUCAUAUCAUAUUGUUAAAUAUAACUUUUUCAAACUUUUCAAGUUGAUAAAUAUAUUUAUGCAGUUAUUUUUGCAGUUGGUACUGAGAAUUUAUGGAAUUGGUUAUUUGAUGCUUACGUGACUACUGUGUAUCCAAAUUAGAGUCUAUAUGAAAGAAAUGCACUGAUUAUUUCAGAUUGUGUGUAAUGACUGUAUAAUAAUUCUGCAAUUUGAUUAAGUGGUGAUAUCUUUUAACUCCUCAAUGCCAUUGUUUACUGUAUAUACUUGUUUAAGUAUAAUAAUAAACAUUUUUGGAGAUACUCUU